AAGCUAUCGAUUUCCCGGGCGCACGGACGCGAAGCUGCAGAAAUAACCGGAAAAAACGUCUCUAAUCGCCAAGUCCUUAACCCCGCUGUCAAUGACUGAACUCCAAGGUGCCGCCUUUCCUGCCCUCUGCACAGCUUCCGUCUUCUCUGUUUCCCAUGUCGAAGAACGUUCUCGCCCGGAUCAAACCCCUUCGCAACCCAACCGCCUCCUCUUCCCCGAAACCCCACCUCAAGCGGUUCGUCAACGAGGCCAUCCGCAUCCUCCGCGACCCAUCAUCUCCCCAGUGGCAGGAUUCCCUCGGGGACCACUUCGCCGGGGCCGGAAUCCUCGUCUCCGACGUCGCCCACCACGUGUUUGAUAGAGUGUACGACCCCGGUUUGGCCCUGCGGUUCUUCCAUUGGGCGUCCGAGCGGCGCCGGCGACAUGGGUCGCUCGGGGAGAGCGGGUACUCCUCGCUGUUGAAGCUCCUCGCCAAGUGCCGGCUGUUCCCGGAGAUCGAGUUGGUGCAGGGGAGCAUGAUGGGAGAGGACGUUAAGCCGACUCGCGAGGCCGUGAAUGUGCUGAUCCGUUCGUAUGCGGACUGCGGGAUGGUUCAUCAGGCGCUUCGGAGUUACGAUGCCAUGCGGGAAGUCUGCAGUUGCUGGCCGGAUGUUUUCGCUUGUAAUUGUUUGCUUAACGCGCUCGUGAAUCACGGGCGAACGCGGGAUGCCCGUCGGGUUUAUGAUGAAAUGCUUGCUAGAGAGGAGGCGGAGGGUGUUGGCGCCGUGGAUAAUUUUAGUGUUUGCAUCAUGGUCAGGGGUUUGUGCAGCGAAGGCAAAGUUGAGGAAGGUGAGAAAAUGAUCCAGGAUAGGUGGGGACAUGGUUGUGUACCGAAUGUGGUCUUUUAUAAUACGCUUAUUGAUGGAUAUGUUAAGAUUGGGAAUGUUGACAAGGCCCACGCACUUUUCAAAGAGUCAAUAUCGAAAGGCUUUUUGCCCACGCUGCAAACUUUUGGGUCCAUGAUCAGAGGUUUUUGCAUUGAAGGGAAAUUUGAUUUGGUUGAUAAGCUCAUCACUGAAAUGGAGGAGAGGGGUCUUGGUGUCAGUCUGUAUAUAUACAAUACGAUUAUUGAUGGUCUCUACAGGCAUGGUCGUGAAGUAGAAGCUGUGAAAAUGGUAGAAAAUAUGGUUCGAAGUGGUUGUGAACCAGACAUUGUGACAUACAAUAUCUUGAUUGCUUCUUUGUGUAAGGAUUGGAGGCUGAGGGAAGCUGAGGGUUUUCUUGGAAAGGCACUUAGAAAAGGGUUCUCAUCAAACAAGUUAACCUGUACUCCGCUGAUACUAGCGUAUUGCAGACAAGGGGAAUAUGAGAAAGCAUCCAAUUUGCUCGUUGAUAUUGCAGAAAGAGGAGAGAAGCCUGACAUGGUUACUUAUGGUGCUUUCAUCCAUGGAACCGUUCUCCAUGGGGAUAUUGAUGUAGCCUUGACAGUAUACAGAAAAAUGAUGGAAAAGGGAGUUUUCCCUGAUGCAGGUAUAUACAAUGUCUUGCUGAGUGGGCUUUGCAAGAAAAGCAGGCUUGAAGCUGCCAAGUUGCUACUCAUGGAGAUGCUUAACCACAACAUAGACCCAGACCAAUAUGUUUUUGUUACUAUAGUUGAUGGGUAUGCGAGACAUGAAAAAAUCGCAGAAGCUAAGGAUAUUUUCGAAUUUGCAAUUAGGAAGGGUCUGAAUCUCGGUGUUGUUGGGUACAACGCGAUGAUUAAGGGCUACUGCAGGCUCGGAAUGAUGAAGGACGCAAUGUCUUAUUUCCAUGGAAUGUUAAAGGAGCGGCUCAUGCCAGAUGAGAUUACUUAUACCACUAUUAUCGAUGGGUAUGGAAAGCAGCUGGACUUGGACAAAGCAAUGAGUAUGUUCAGCCAGAUGAUUAUGAGAAAAUGCAAGCCAAACGUGGUCACCUAUACCUCUCUUAUAGAUGGGUUUUGCUGCAGUAAAAAUCUUGAUAGAGCUGAGGAUUUAUUUUUUGAAAUGAAAUCUUCUGGCUUAGAGCCUAAUGUGGUAACAUACAGUAUACUAAUAGGCAGUUCUUUUAAGGAGGGAAGGCCUGAAAAAGCGGCCUCCUUUUUUGAACUGAUGCUGGAGAAUAAUUGCAGUCCAAAUGAUGUUACACUUAAUUAUCUUGUCCAUGGGCUCAUCGACAACAUAUCUAGCUCGACGUCUGAGAUAGUUAAUAUAUAUCAAGGGAAGAAAUGUAUUUCCCUUAAACUUUUUAGAGAUAUGACAUUGGACCAAUGGGCACCACAAGCUGCUGCUUACAGUGUUAUACUUAUUUGUCUUUGCCAGCACAAAAUGGUUAAAGAUGCUCUAAUGUUGUACGAUAAGGUGACAAAGAAGGGAUCACUUCCUGAUCCUGUCUUAUUGGCUUCUCUGCUUCACGGGAUUUUCUUAGAAGGUCAAUCACAGGCCUGGAAGGGUCUAAUUCCAUGCAAUUUGAGCAAAGAGGUUCUGAAGGUAGCUUCAAAAUACUCAUCGAUGUUGGACAAUUACUUGUAUGAGGGAAGGAGUUCAGAGGCUUCUUAUGUUUUACAAACUCUGGAGGCGAACCAUGGGUCUUGUGAUCUAAAUGUGCACGAGGUGGGAGUAACAUAAGAGGACCUUAUUCUUCAGUGUGUUUCUAGGACAGAAAGUUUUGUGGCCUGGGGGCAAUUCCAUAGAUAUGCAUUGACGUUGCUGUCUCAGUGUUGCCUUCUCCAGAGUGAGGACUGUAAACUUAAAACGCCUUUCAGGUGAAGUCAAGUCCCAUCUGGUUUUGAACCGUCAUCUGAUGGUUCCUCUGCAGUUUUGGGGGAGCUGCUUCACUCUUGUCAAUAAGUUGGAUUCGAUGAUGAAACUUUGAUGCUGCUUACUGCAAAUGAUUCUUCCAUUGAUCCUGGAGCAUAACAAAUGUUGAUAGCUGCAGGAAACAGCUUGUCUUUGAUAAAUAUAAGCAUUAUGACCAGGCAAGCGGUUUAAAUGGAGUGCUAGCCAGGUCGGGUUGCUUUGCUCAAUGACUCAAUAGGUUUUGAGGCGGGACUAUUUGCCGAUUACAUAUUCAGAGCAGCUGUUCAGCUGUAAAGCAAGCUUUAUGUGGGAAUGUUAAGUUGAUUCCUGAUGAAGGCAAGCCUCAUCAAUCAAAAGACCAAUUUCUUUGAUACAACUGUAUAUACUGUAAUGCACAGCUAUGAGAGGAGAUAAAGAUUUCGUAUACUGGGUUUUUUUUCCCCUUCUUGGUGGGAGCAUGAGAAUUUCUUCAUUUAGUUUUUGGAAGACAAAGGUUUUCGUUCAACAUCAAAGCAUGUCAAUCACACUCCAUAAAGAAACUCUUCCAGUUUCAAUUAACCUGCCAACUUGGGGAGGUGCCUU
This is a messenger RNA of Eucalyptus grandis, 3377 nucleotides long. Its product is annotated as pentatricopeptide repeat-containing protein At1g52620. The record is from RefSeq and is a predicted model, not a curated record. The transcript has 3 exons. Lineage: Eukaryota; Viridiplantae; Streptophyta; Magnoliopsida; Myrtales; Myrtaceae. The coding region runs from base 156 to 2624 and encodes 822 amino acids. Gene Ontology annotation, molecular function: protein binding.